Amborella trichopoda is the source of this 4870-nucleotide messenger RNA. NCBI's taxonomy places the organism in Eukaryota, Viridiplantae, Streptophyta, Magnoliopsida, Amborellales, Amborellaceae. The record is from RefSeq and is a predicted model, not a curated record.
GACUUCAAGAAUGAGUAAAAAAUUACUCGUUUCCCCAUUCUCUCUCUCUAAAUAAAAUCACGAAUCUCUCUCUCAGUGAAUGCUUCCAGGCCUUCUCUUUCUAGAUCACAACCUGGAAAAAGGCAGACCAAAAGCUGUUAUUGAACAUCAAAUUCGCUUUUUCCACAUUGUUUUCUUUUUGAAAAUCUCUGGUUACGCAUUUUCCAUUUAGAUCCAUUGCGGAUGUAUCAUAAAAUCAAGGGAUUCAUUUCUAUGAUUCUAUCUAUACCCGCUAAAUUUAGGGUUUUUGUUUUUUCUAUGGAUGUGAGAUCUCUAUAAUAUUCAAUGGAUAUGGAGGACAACUUGAGCGCUGGAAGGUCUCUCAGGUGAUUGAGAGAAUGAGCUCGAAUCCCCUGUAGAAUUAAGGCGUGUGUUCAUCUGUGAAUUGUUCAUGGUUUUGGUGGAGAAUUUGGGCGGGAGAUGAGCUAUGGAUGUGGAGAAGGCUUCUCUCUGCAAUUGUGUGGUUAACUUUCUUUUGCAGGAGAACUAUUUGCUCUCUGCAUUUGAGCUCUUGCAUGAGCUCGUUGAGGAUGGUCGCCACGACCUUGCUAUCAGGCUCAAGGAGUUCUUCUCAGACACAUCACUAUUUCCUCCUGAUCAAAUUUCUCGGCUCAGUGCCCUGCGAGUUGCAGAUCCCCAAAGCUUGCUUGAAGAGAAGGAAACCUUAGAAGAAAAAUUAGCAAUUAGUGAAUAUGAGCUUCGAUUAGCACAAGAGGAUGUAUUGAAAUUGAGGGCUGACUUGCAAAAGAGCAUAGAGUACUCUACCGAUGACUUAGAUGAUUCUCAUGAAGCCAGCAUUAUAUCUGAAGCUUCAUCCUGUCAUCAGAGAAAGAAGAUUUUGUCCUUUUCAGGUCUUGGACCUCUGAAGGAUGGUGAACGGAGAGAUCUUAAUUGUGCUAUUAAAGAAUAUUUGCUUUCUGCUGGAUACAGGCUGACAGCCAUGACAUUCUAUGAAGAGGUCAAGGACCAAAACUUGGAUGUUUGGCAGAACACAGCAGCGUCUGUACCUGAUGCACUGCGUCAUUAUUAUUAUCAAUAUCUUUCUUCAACUUCAGAAGCAGCAGAGGCUUGGAGUUCGUGCUAUUUCAUAUUUUCUUUCAUGGUAUCAGAGCAAGGUUUACAGAUCUUCUCAACAUACUCAUCUUCAAUUAAGGAGAAAAUGUCAAUUCUUCAAGAAAAGGAUGCACUACAAGAAGCAAAUGAAAAGCUACAUAAAGAGAGAGAAUCCUUACUUGAACAUAAGGAAACUGCUGAUAGUCAACUGGCUGCGUUAGGCAAGUCUCUAGAGUGUCUUCAGAAAGAUAUCAAAGAUAGAGAAAUUUUGAUUCAAGAUCUCAAACAGUCAUUAGAACUCAAGAGAAAAGAACUCAAUGACUCUAGAGCUGAAAUCACUUCUUUGAAAAUGCAUAUUGAAGGAUCUCAAGCUAGUAGAAGAUGGGUCGGCAGAGGAGAUGACCAAUUACAAACAUCCUAUGUUGAUGACUACAAGGCAGAAAUCGAACGUUUACAAAUGGAGUUGGAUAUAUUAAGGGGCAAAAGGUCAAAUAGGCAAAGUUCUUUGGAGUUCCCUGAUCAGCUAAAUGAGGAUGACCACUUAGAGGAAAGAGUAGUCGAAAUUCUUGAGGACAAAACAAUGAUGUCUCAUUCAGAAAAUCCGAUAUCAGAUGUAGUAGAGGCAGAAGUUGCUGAAUGUUACAGCUCUUUCAAUAAUAAAUGUGAUGAAUCUAGUGCAGGUGUGGAUGAGCCUCCAGUAAGUUCUUUUGGUCAUGGUACUGUCAACAACAAUGGGACCAUAUUCAAAGAUGACCCUGGAGCUCCUUCUGGAGACUGUGCUACACUUGUUAAACUGGGGAAUGACAAUGUCGAAACUGCUUCAGAGAGGGUGGGUUCAGAAACUAUCCAAAUCCUUGCAGAUGCAUUACCUAAGAUUGUGCCUUAUGUGCUUAUCAAUCAUCGUGAGGAGCUUCUACCUCUUAUAAUGUGUGCCAUCGAGCGCCACCCAGCUAGUGGUACACGGGAUUCUUUAACACAUACAUUAUUUAAUUUAAUUAAACGACCAGAUGAACAGCAGAGAAAGAUCAUAAUGGAUGCAUGUGUGAACCUAGCUAAGAAUAUUGGGGAAAUGAGGACGGAGUCAGAAUUGCUUCCGCAGUGUUGGGAACAGAUUAAUCACAUGUAUGAGGAACGUCGAUUGCUUGUUGCCCAAUCAUGUGGCGAGCUAGCUGAAUUUGUGAGGCCCGAGAUCCGUGCUUCGCUUAUUCUGUCCAUCGUACAGCAGCUGGUUGAGGACUCGGCAACUGUUGUUCGAGAAGCUGCUGCUCGUAACCUGGCAUUGCUGCUUCCUCUCUUCCCAAAUAUGGACAAAUAUUUCAAGGUUGAGGAGUUGAUGUUCCAGCUAGUUUGUGACCCCUCCGGUGUAGUGGUUGAAGCAUCCUUGAAAUAUCUCGUUCCUGCUGUAAUAAGUUGGGGGAAAAAACUGGACCAUGUACUGCGAGUUUUACUAUCCCACAUACUAGCUUCUGCACAGCAAUGCCCACCUCUUUCAGGGGUUGAAGGUUCUGUAGAUUCACAUCUGCGAGUUUUAGGGGAGCGAGAGCGCUGGAAUGUGGAUGUUUUACUACGUAUGCUGACAGAUUUGCUCCCAUUUGUGCAUGACCACGCAAUUGAGACCUGUCCAUUUCCUUCAGAUGAUACUGAGUCUUUAUCAAGCCCAGAAACAAAAAUUUCAUUUUCACACUCCAUGCUUGAAAAAUACACUGGGGGACAUACUGAGUGGCCUGCAUUUGAUUGGCUACACACUGAAUGCUUGCCCACUUUGAUUCAACUUGCCUGCCUAUUGCCAUCUAAGGAAGACAACCUUAGAAAUCGCAUUGCCAAGUUUCUGUUGGCCGUACGUGAACAUUUUGGGGAUGAUUUUCUGAUUCACAUCAUGCUACCUGUGUUUUUAACUGCAGUUGGGGAUAGUUGUGAUUUGACAUAUUUCUCAUCUUCUGUUCAGUCAAGAAUUAAGGGUUUGAAACCAAAAACUGCUGUGGCCGAGAAACUUUCUGUUAUGUGUGUCCUUCCUCUUCUUUUGGCCGGCAUAUUUGGUGUUCCUAGUAGGCAUGAACAGCUUGCUGAAUACUUGAGGAAGUUGUUGAUCCAAAGCUCACUGAGGGAUAAUUCUAGUGAACUGCAUCAUACUCCCGAGCUCAUUGAUGCAGUCCGGUUCCUUUGUACUUUCGGGGAGCAUCAGUCAAUUGUAUUCAAUAUACUAUGGGAAAUGGUUGUCAGCUUCAAUGUGACCAUGAAGACCAGUGCUGCCAACCUGUUUAAAGUUCUUAUACCAUACGUUGAUGAGAAAGCUGCUUCCACUCAUGUGCUGCCCGCUUUAGUUACCCUUGGCUCUGACCCUAACCUGAAUGUGAAGUACUCCAGUAUCUAUGCUUUUGGAUCUGUAGCCCAGCAUUUCAAGAAUGAUAUGAUUGUUGAUAAAAUUCGUGUCCAGAUGGAUGCUUUUCUUGAAGAUGGAUCCCAUGAAGCUACUCUUGCUGUCAUUCGUGCCCUUAUAGUAGCAGUACCAAACACAACCAACAGACUUCGAGAUUAUCUGUUGUCUAAGAUUUUCCAACUCACUGCCAUGCCAACUCAUGGUAAUGACUUGAUGCGUCGUCGUGAAAAGGCCAAUGCAUUCUGUGAAUCCAUUCGUGCAUUAGAUGCUGCAGACCUCCCAGCAACCAGUGUGAAAGAGUACCUCUUACCAGCCAUUCAGAACUUGUUGAAGGACCCAGAUGCGCUCGACCCUGCACACAAAGAAGCACUUGAGAAUAUACUCAAAGAAAGGUCUGGGGGAACAUUAGAUACCAUUAGUAAGGUCAUGGGUGCUCACCUUGGUAUCACAUCAGUGAGCAGCUUGUUUGGAGAGAGUGGCCUAUUGGGAAGGAGAGAAACAACGGAGAGUGGCCUGUUGGGGAAGAGAGAGACAGGCGAGAGCGGUCUUGAAGGGCAGAGAGAGAAUGGUGAGCUGCCUGAUCCCCUUGCUUCCACUCAGUCUCCAGCAGAGGAUACAAGAUUUAGAAGGAUUAUGAGGGGAAAUUUCAGUGAUAUGAUAAGAGGGAAAGCAAAGGGAAAUGAGGAGAGCCCUCGAAAGCAAUAGUCUUUAUAUAAAAAAAAUUUCUCUGUUCACUUCAGGGAUGUGUGAACUGCUUACAAGAUUUUCGGACUUCUUGGUAUUUGGCCAGCAAUUUCUAGGGCAUCUCUCACGCUGUCCAAAAUUACAAUCCUUCGACAAAGGGGUAUUGAAGUUACUGAUUUCGUGUGUAGACAACUUUUUUAUUGCCCUUUCUUCUUCUUCUUUUUCUUCCUACUUAUGAGAUUUUGACUUUUCUUGUGAGAUGUAGUGAAUAAAUAUUUUAAAGGUGGUAAUGGGCCAGUGGCCUGGCCCGGCCCAGCCCCGUCCAAAAAAACUAAGGCCUAGGCCACAAAAUGUGGCCCGAGGAUUGGGCCACUAGGCCUUGAGGGCCUGUCUAGCCUGGGCCAUGGCAGGGAUGGCCAGGCCCCACCCUCUUUUUUCUUUUUUCUUGAUCUAUUCUUGUUUUUUAUAGCCCAGCCUACAUGGAGCUUGGGCCAAGGCCUCUUUGGCCUGGUCAAGGCCAACCCAUUAGAAACGUGGCCCGGGCAAGGGCCAAAGCAGGCCCUGCUCAGCUGCGGCCCUUUAGAGACCAAAGCUAGGUUAGGGCCACGGCAGGCCCAGCCCCAUUACCACCCCUGACAGAUUCCUCCUCCUUCAUGAUUGUGCUCCGUAAUGAUCAUUCACGUGUUUCUGGCUCUCCCUUAAACCACUAUUUUCCAU